Phacochoerus africanus (Common warthog) is the source of this 4209-nucleotide messenger RNA. RefSeq names its product protein tyrosine kinase 2 beta (gene PTK2B). Gene Ontology annotation, molecular function: ATP binding; protein tyrosine kinase activity. The transcript has 32 exons. NCBI's taxonomy places the organism in Eukaryota, Metazoa, Chordata, Mammalia, Artiodactyla, Suidae. Gene Ontology annotation, cellular component: cytoskeleton; focal adhesion. The coding region runs from base 342 to 3377 and encodes 1011 amino acids. Gene Ontology annotation, biological process: protein phosphorylation; signal complex assembly. The record is from RefSeq and is a predicted model, not a curated record.
GUGGUUAAGUCGGAGGGGGAGAGGGGAAAACACAAACCUGUCAGCGCUCUUACUCAGCGGAGGCCUCCGGAGCCGCCGCGAAGCCCCUCCGAGGAACCCCUUCCUUACCUGCGCAGUCCCCGCCGCACCUGUACCUGCCGCAGCCCCGCACCUGGCCGAGCCGAAGAGCUGCCGCCGGGAGCCGGCGCUUCCCUCCUUAUGCUGGGCGCUGAACCCUGGCCAUGUCCAUUUAGGCGGUUGUGAGUGGAUGUCCCAAGCUAAAGUUCCCAACCCCCAGCUCAUCACUGGCAGCCUGGCAGCCUGGGACUGCAAUGUGGCGGUCCUAGCCACCGUCUGAGAGGAUGUCCGGGGUGUCCGAGGCCCUGAGCCGAGUGAAGGUGGGCACGUUACGUCGGCCGGAAGGCCCCCCAGAGCCCAUGGUGGUGGUGCCAGUAGACGUGGAAAAGGAAGACGUGAGGAUCCUCAAGGUCUGCUUCUAUAGCAACAGCUUCAACCCCGGGAAGAACUUCAAACUGGUUAAAUGCACUGUGCACACGGAGAUCCGGGAGGUCAUCGCCUCCAUCCUGCUGAGCGGGCGGAUCGGGCCCAACAUCCAGCUAGCUGAGUGCUAUGGGCUGAGGCUGAAGCACAUGAAGUCAGAUGAGAUCCACUGGCUGCACCCACAGAUGACAGUGGGUGAGGUGCAGGACAAGUACGAGUGUCUACACGUGGAAGCUGAGUGGAGGUAUGACCUUCAAAUCCGCUACCUGCCAGAGGACUUCAUGGAGAGUCUGAAAGAAGACAGAACCACAUUGCUUUAUUUCUACCAACAGCUCCGGAAUGACUACAUGCAACGCUAUGCCAGCAAGGUCAGCGAGGGUAUGGCCCUGCAGCUGGGCUGUCUGGAGCUCAGGCGGUUCUUCAAAGACAUGCCCCACAACGCACUUGACAAAAAGUCCAACUUCGAGCUCCUAGAGAAGGAAGUGGGGCUGGACCUGUUUUUCCCAAAACAGAUGCAGGAGAACUUAAAGCCGAAGCAGUUCCGGAAGAUGAUCCAGCAGACGUUCCAGCAGUACGCCUCCCUCCGGGAGGAGGAGUGCGUCAUGAAGUUCUUCAAUACCCUCGCGGGUUUUGCCAACAUCGACCAGGAGACCUAUCGCUGUGAACUCAUUCAAGGAUGGAACAUUACCGUGGACCUGGUCAUCGGCCCUAAAGGCAUCCGCCAGCUGACAAGUCAAGAUGCGAAGCCUACCUGCCUGGCCGAGUUCAAGCAGAUCAAGUCCAUCAGGUGCCUCCCGCUGGAGGAAGGCCAGGCGGUACUGCAGCUGGGCAUUGAAGGUGCCCCCCAGUCCUUGUCCAUCAAAACCUCCUCUCUGGCAGAGGCCGAGAACAUGGCUGACCUCGUAGACGGUUACUGCCGGCUGCAGGGAGAGCACAAAGGCUCUCUCAUCAUUCGUCCCAAGAAAGAUGGUGAGAAGCGGAACAGCCUGCCCCAGAUCCCCAUGCUAAACAUGGAGACCCGGCGGUCCCACCUCUCAGAAAGCUGCAGCAUAGAGUCAGACAUCUACGCAGAGAUUCCUGAUGAGACCCUGCGAAGACCAGGAGGCCCCCAGUAUGGCAUCGCCCGGGAAGACGUGGUCCUGAAUCGCAUUCUUGGUGAAGGCUUCUUUGGUGAGGUCUACGAAGGUGUCUACACCAACCACAAAGGGGAGCAAAUCAAUGUGGCCGUGAAGACCUGCAAGAAAGACUGCACUGUGGACAACAAGGAGAAGUUCAUGAGCGAGGCAGUGAUCAUGAAGAACCUGGACCACCCGCAUAUCGUGAAGCUGAUCGGCAUCAUUGAAGACGAGCCCACCUGGAUCAUCAUGGAGCUGUACCCCUAUGGGGAGCUGGGCCACUACCUGGAGCGCAACAAGAACUCCCUGAAGGUGCUCACUCUCAUCCUGUACUCACUGCAGAUCUGCAAGGCCAUGGCCUACCUGGAGAGCAUCAACUGUGUCCACAGGGACAUCGCUGUCCGGAACAUCCUGGUGGCCUCCCCCGAGUGUGUGAAGCUGGGUGACUUUGGUCUUUCCCGGUACAUUGAGGACGAGGAGUAUUACAAAGCCUCUGUGACGCGUCUCCCCAUCAAAUGGAUGUCCCCUGAGUCCAUUAACUUCCGCCGCUUCACCACGGCCAGUGACGUCUGGAUGUUUGCCGUGUGCAUGUGGGAGAUCCUGAGUUUCAGCAAGCAGCCCUUCUUCUGGCUGGAGAACAAAGAUGUCAUCGGGGUGCUUGAGAAGGGGGACCGGCUGCCCAAGCCCGACCUCUGCCCACCUAUUCUCUACACCCUCAUGACCCGAUGCUGGGACUACGACCCCAGUGAGCGGCCCCGCUUCACCGAGCUCGUGUGCAACCUCAGUGACAUUUAUCAGAUGGAGAAGGACAUCGCUAUAGAGCAGGAGAGGAACGCUCGUUACCGACCUCCCAAAAUCUUGGAGCCCACAGCCUUCCAGGAACCCCCACCCAAGCCCAGCCGGCCCAAGUACAGACCCCCUCCACAAACCAACCUCCUGGCACCCAAGCUGCAAUUCCAGGUCCCUGAGGGUCUGUGUGCCAGCUCACCUACGCUCACCAGCCCUAUGGAGUAUCCAUCUCCCGUAAACUCGCUGCACACCCCACCUCUCCACCGGCACAAUGUCUUCAAGCGCCACAGCAUGCGGGAGGAGGACUUCAUCCGGCCCAGCAGCCGGGAGGAGGCCCAGCAGCUGUGGGAGGCCGAGAGGAUCAAGAUGCGGCAGCUCCUGGACAAGCAGCAGAAGCAGAUGGUGGAAGAUUACCAGUGGCUGAGGCAGGAGGAGAAAUCCUUGGACCCCAUGGUUUACAUGAACGAUAAGUCCCCGUUGACCCCAGAGAAGGAGGCCGGCUACAGUAAGUCGGAGUUCACUGGGCCCCCGCAGAAGCCACCACGCCUGGGAGCGCAGUCCAUCCAGCCCACAGCCAACCUGGACCGGACCGACGACCUGGUGUACCUCAAUGUCAUGGAGCUGGUGCGGGCUGUGCUGGACCUCAAGAACAAGCUCUGCCAGCUGCCCCCCGAGGGCUACGUGGUGGUGGUGAAGAACGUGGGCCUGACCCUGCGGAAGCUCAUCGGGAGUGUGGACGACCUCCUGCCCUCCUUGCCGUCGUCUUCUCGGACAGAAAUCGAGGGGACGCAGAAACUGCUCAACAAGGACCUGGCGGAGCUCAUUAAUAAGAUGAGACUGGCCCAGCAAAAUGCCGUGACCUCCCUGAGCGAGGAGUGCAAACGUCAGAUGCUCACGGCCUCCCACACGCUGGCCGUGGAUGCCAAGAACCUGCUGGACGCCGUGGACCAGGCCAAGGUUCUGGCCAACCUGGCCCACCCACCGGCAGAGUGAAGAGGGUGGCGCCCCCCGCCUGCCGUGUCCCUCCCUGCCCCAGCCUCUGCCUUGCCUUCGGCCUCGUGGGUCCUCUGGGGGGCAGGCCUAGGGGAGUCCUUCUUUCCUUGCCAUUUUGCACGACCCCUCUCCUCUCCCCACCCCACCCCCAGACUGUGCUGCUCAGGCUGCAGCUGGACAGAGGGGACUCAAGACUGCAGACACCAGGGGGUGACCAGGAGGGCUCAGAGGGAGCUGGCUGCUGCCUGCAGCGCCAGCCACUCCCCAGCAGCCACUCCUCGCCUGGCCCGAUGGGGGGGUCACGCCAGGGCCCCUAGAGCCCAUGAUGGUGUGCGAGGACCGGGCAGGCCAAGUUGGGAACCAAGCUACUCCUCCCCUUCCUCUUCUGCCCACGGAGGUCCCCUCACACCCCGUCACUGAGGGAGGGCCUGGAGGGGCUUUCUUUGGGGAGGUGUGAUGAGGGAUGGACCUGGCUUUCUUGUACAGUGUAUAUUGGAAUUUAUUUAAUGUGAGUUUGGUCUGGACUGACAGCCAUGUGCCUACGGAGGGGGACCUGGGACAGUCCAGGAACAAGCCACUGGGAGCUGGCGCUCAGGAGGCUAUGGUGCCCACAGCUGGGCGGGAGAAGGGGAGAGAUGAGGCCCAAAGAGGACUUGGAUGGGGUCCGCAUCCCUCUUCCUUCCCCCCUCUGCCCCUUCCUUCUCUUUUCUUACUCCUCCUUUUCUCUCCCCCGUUCUCAUCCACUCCCUCCCUCCCUCUCUUGUGUUUGUGCAGAACAUUCUUUUACCUUCUUUCUAUUUGACUUGGGAAUGAAUUAAAAUUGUACCAUUUG